This is a messenger RNA of Cuscuta campestris, 3596 nucleotides long. The record is from the annotation of a GenBank genome assembly. Lineage: Eukaryota; Viridiplantae; Streptophyta; Magnoliopsida; Solanales; Convolvulaceae.
GUCCAGUCCUUUCAUCUUAGUCCACUCCUCCUCCUUAUCUGUCCAUCUCUUCUAAGUGGAUUACACCCAAUAGAUUCUUUUUAGGCAAGAGAGAUGGAUCUGAUCCAUUCUCCAAAUUGAAAAUUGUAAAGCCGGACGGUCGAUGCCAUUCUCCGGCUGAGAGCUACAGAGAGACUCGGCGGUGCAGAAGUGCUCCUUUCUCCGGCAAGACCUAGAGACGGAGAGCUAGGGAGAUUCGGCGGCACAUUUUCCAGCAAGCAGCAGCCCCCAUCAACGGAGAUCUGGGGGAAAAUCCGGCGAAGCAGCAGUGCUCCACUCACCGGCAAGCAGAAGCACAGAGAGCUAGGGAUAAAUCUGGUGACGCAACAGUGCUCCAUUCUCCGGCAAGCAGCAACCCCUGCCAUUAUCAAUAUGUUUCAGACAUAAGCUUUGGAUUUUGAUUGUCCAUUAUCACUGCCCAUGAAGUCCUCCUCCUCAAUUCCAAAGAACACUUUAUUUCUCCUUUCAUAGACAAGCUUCACCACAGGGAAUUGAGUCACUGCCAAGCUACAAAGUCUCAGGUAUCUCAAAUUUUUCGCUGCAAAAUUAUGCAGAGUUUUUUUAUGAGUUGAUAUUUUUGAAAAUUUAAUUGAGAAGUUUGACAAUGACCUAAAUGUUCCACCUCAAGAGAUUUGAGUUUGACAAUGACGAAUCCGCAACUUGGGCAUGUUUGUUGGAAGAUGGAUAGCCAGUUUUGUGGAUUGGUGUGAAGCAUGAAGAAAGAAAAGGUAGCUAUUAAGGGAUGAUGCAGAUUGAAGUUGUCAAAAUAAGAUAAGUAAUUUAGACCUUUUGAUUAAAUUCUAAAUAUUAGGCAAGUUUGCAAAUAUUGUCUAUUUUUUAGCAGGAGUAUGGGGGAAUCAUCUCUUUCUUCUGAAUCUCCUCUUUAGCUCCUAUAUUUCAAUUUAGCUUUCUAUGUUUUAUUAUCUUUAUCAUCAUUGUAGGUUAUGUUAAUGAUCAAUGUCUAUCACAAUGGAAAGUGUUCAAACAUGUCGGGAUGAAGAGACAUGUCACUACAAGCAAAAUUGUACAAGAACAACCCAGUAGAAUCCCGCAACGAUCAAGUCUAAGAUAGUGAGUUCGGGUAUGGAUCGAGCCAAGUGGGCAGACUGACGAGUAGUGAGUUCGGAUUCUCCGGGAUAAACAACUACUAAAGUCCUGACAGCCAACGGCGAAAAACCUGCUUCCGAUCUGUCGGAACCAACGGCUAUCGUUCUUCUGCGAUUCCCCGGAGAUAGAAUGGUCGCAGUUGUUGAAGCUCGUCAGCUCAGCUUCCCCAAGCCGCCGCUCCUUUCCGUCUCCCUUUCUUCUCCACACGUCACAUCUCUCCUCUUCGAACCCACCUUUUCAUCUCUAGCCCUCUCUCACUCCGAUUCCUCUUUCUCCCUCUACCACUCCAUCUCCCCCCUCUCCCUCCCUCCCCCUUACUCUCUCCCUCCUCCCAAAACCCUAGUCCCGCCGCCGGUCUCCUCCGCGACCUUCGUCGUCCUGCGCGACGCUACCCCCAACCCUAAUUCUCUGUUCGUCGCUUCCUCGCCCCUCUCCGGCGGCUCCGCCGUCCUUCUCCGGUUCUACAUCCUUAGCCCAGACAGGAAAUCUUUUACUAGAGCCAGGGUUGUUUGCAAUCACAGUGACAUCCGGUCCGAGGAGGGGAAGUUUGGCGUUGUGUUUGGGGUCAGUCAUGGCGUAUCUGUUAAAUUGGCUGGGUCAGUCAACGUGUUUGCUAUGUACUCGAUUUCGAAUUCAAAAAUUUGGGUUUUUACAGCAAAGCUCGUAGGUUAUGAGGAAGUUAAGUUGAUGAAGUGUGCUGUGAUUGAUUGCUCUGCUCCAGUGUUUUCAAUGAGUCUGUCCUUUGGGUUCUUUAUUCUUGGGGAAGAGAACGGUGUUAGGGUUCUACCCUUAAGGCCACUGAUUAAAGGAAGAGCUAGAAAAGACAAAGGCCCGAGUAAGAAGAAUGUGAUGAAUGCAUCGGAGCGAGAUGAUAAGAUGGACAAUAAAAGAGUGAAUUUGCAAAAUGGGAUUAUUAAUGGAAUGUAUGGGCUUGAAUCAAAGACACUCUUCAACAACAGAAGCGACACUUUGAGUGGGGAAAAAGAAUUAAAAUUGCGUUCUGUUAGUCAUUUUGACAAGAAAAGUGAUCAGCAUUCACAUUCUGUAAAGUUGAGGUGUGCUAAGCUGAGACAAGAUUCCAGAGAUUGGGGUGCCAUUUUCUUAGCAUUCGAGCAGGUGGACACGUUUGAAUCAGUGGAAGUGCCUAUAAGAUCGGUCAAGGCGAUAAACAUUCAGGCCUUGUCUUUAAGCAAGUUUCUGAUAUUAGAUUCUGUGGGGAAUCUGCACAUCUUAUUCCUUGGCUAUUCUGCUCCUGGCUAUCAGAUUCAUGGUCACAUGAAACAGUUGAGUCACACAAUGAGAGUCCAGAAGAUGGCCGUUCUUCCUGAUAACUCAGCUAGUAUAGCUCCCAAAUUCCGUGUUUAAACUUCUCUACAAGACCUUUAUACUUCAUAUUAAAUGAAAAUGCUCUAGCAACUUGCAUUUGUUAACCAUGAUGUCUUUAAACAUCAGAAAUUGCCCUCUAGCUAUAUAAUUAUAAUAGCCGGAAUCGUGAAUUCAUUGGAUACCUAUCUUCAAUUUUAAAAUUGAAAAAAAUCCCAUCUUUGCAGGAACACAUGCUGUUUGGUUGUCAGAUGGGCUCCACAGUAUAUAUGUGAUGGUUGUAAGUGACACUGAAAGUUCUGUUAGUGAAACAGAAAACAAGGAGUCUGAUAAAAGUCUUAUACAAACUUCAGUUCCACAAGCCAUAUUCUCAAGCGAAAUAAUCCAAGAAAUUGCACCCCUGUCUGCAAAUUCAGCCAUGCUACUUGGACAAGGAAGCAUGUUUGUAUAUGGAAUCUCUUAACUGUAUGCAGUAGUUCUAUUAGUGGACAUGGUGAUUUGUUCUUCAAAGUGUGAGUUUUGGUGAUCAAUUUUUCUGGGCAUAUUUGGUUUAACGGCUUGAGCUUCACCGGUCAUAUACGCACCUGCAUAUAUAAUGAUCCAUUUGAUUCCAAUGGUGCUGAGCUGUCAAAUUCUCCAAAGGUUAGGACCUCUUGGCAUCAUGGCUGGGAGGCUAGUCUUAAAGCAAUCCAUGGAAAAAUGUUGGAGACCAAUGCGAGAGGUGGUGGUAAUCAUGUGUGGCCAAUGCAAUUUUGGUUGACGGUUUUACCCAUUGCCGUUCGUCACAUUGGUACUACUCCAAGUGGUCAAGGGAUUACUUCAGCUUCUUUCCACAAGUGUUCCUCUUCUUACCAUAUGUUGUUGGAUACUCGAUCUGUUCUUCUAAGCCCACAGCUUGUGCUGAAAAAAAAAACUAGGGAGGAUGGCUAUAUAAGGGUAGAUGGUAAUUAUCAUUUUCAGAAUAUUAAGGGAUUUUACAGUCCUUGUAAUCUCAGAUGUACACCCAACAUCUGAUAUUUCAAGUAGCCUCGUACUUUCUUUGUCUUAAAAUUUUCUUUCCAAUUUCGUUUCUUGAUUGUUUUGAACUUUUGAUCCAAUUGACUUUCAAAGAAAGAUUUGUGUGGCAA